Molecule: messenger RNA, 811 nt
Organism: Bombyx mandarina (wild silkworm)
Lineage: Eukaryota; Metazoa; Arthropoda; Insecta; Lepidoptera; Bombycidae
Source: RefSeq, a predicted model, not a curated record
GGCAUAUCCAAAUUUUUUGCUUCUAUGUAUUCGUCCCUCGCGCAGUCCUCACAGCUUAUUAUUCUUAAGUUUAUGAAUUCAGUUGCGUUCUGAUGUCAACAUGUCGCCACAGCGUCGAUGUAUUCUAAUCGUAUUAUUGGCAGCGGGAGUAAUAAACGCGUCUCCGAAAGUCAACGAUGUACACGACAAGCAGCAAAACUGUGAAAAUUCUCCGCAAGGCCACGUCUUCAACGAAGCCCAGGUUAUUGGCACAUGGCACCCGCAACAACACAAAUCAAAGAAAACUUACGCAUUCGGGGACUCCGAAUGUGUUCAAUUAACUUCGGUCAACGAACAGGAAAGAAACGAAUUAAAAGAAAUGAUCGGGAAUUACGUCGACAAAAUGAAAUGGGAGAACUUAACUCUGAGAAUGCAAAUACCUUGUCCGAGUGACAAACAUAAUGUAACCAAAGACUAUUAUUUAGAGCGUCUUGAGGGCGACGGUUUUUACAGGACUCUAAACAUGCCUCCGCCGACUGCUAAACUGGAAUUCGGCGUCUUUCGUCGUUACCCAAUACGUUUGAAGAUCAUCGAGAAUGAGUACCUUGGUAUAAUGGACUGUCACGUGUUCCUUUUAGGCAAAGAGCCAUCUGACGGUACAAAAGUCGACGAACGCCUAAACAAAAUAACGCAAAUAUAUUGGCCAGACGACAUAUAAGAAACAAAAACAAUUAUUGUUAUUAAGCAUUAGUGUUGUAGUGAUUUAGAAUGUAAUAUGUAUUGAUAUAUUUUCAAUAAAUGCGACACAUUUGUAGUCUCUUUUGCACCGACA